AUGGCUGCAUUGGAGAAUCCUGAUUUGGAUGCUGGUGAUCUUGUCAAUCAGGCAUGCGAUUAUCUCAGUCAUGGAGUCGAAUUCGAGAACAAGGAAAGUUUGCGCAAAAGUAUACAGCUAGCACGCUCGCGUGUUGGUAAACCUCGCAAACCAAGGACUCGCCCUAUGAACCCACAAAAGAGGAAACUAAUGAUGUUCGAUGGAUUAGAUGACAUCUUGAAGACUGAAGAGGAUGAUGACUAUCCCAUGCAGGUAAUGAACGACAGUAUCAUGGCAAGUCUCAUGAAAGUGCAAAGGACGGACAGAUCUGAUACACCAUGCGAGGUCAGCCUGCCUCUUUUCAACAACGGCCUAUCGAUGGUGAAACCAGAGUCUCCAUUUCGUCAAACUGCUGCUGUGCCACCCCAGCCUAAGCCACUGAGCGAGCAUCCAAAUUCGCUUCUUCAGGCGAAUCUUCUCAAUGGGAUGACGACACCUUGGCUCAGUGGUGUCGAUCAAGAUCCGAUGUCUUUCCUUUGGGCCAACAUACUGAGUCCUGGCAGCAUGGAUGUUCUAUCAACAAUCGCAGCGUUAUCGAAACCCAUCACUGUCACACAAUCAAAACGAGAGGUGCCUCUUCCUCCAGUCGGCGUAGCACGUGAGAGUAUUUCCACGCAGCUCAACGUGUCCACCUUCCUCUCCUGCCUUGAAAAUGGACGCUGGCUGCCAAACAAUCGA
Messenger RNA from Ostertagia ostertagi, 717 nucleotides. The record is from the annotation of a GenBank genome assembly. Lineage: Eukaryota; Metazoa; Nematoda; Chromadorea; Rhabditida; Trichostrongylidae.